AACGUAAACCACACAUAGUGCCGUAAAAGAAGAUGCCUUCACGUGGAUUCCAGUGGCAGUAAAAGUUUGUGUUUUGGAAUAAAAACGGCAAAAUGACGCAGCUAGACGGUGUAACAAAACCUAAAAAUAAGCGCUCCAAGCGCUUCCUGGAGAGCAGAGCACCCAAACUGUUGGAAGACAUGAAGAGCGCUAUGAUCAUGAAGGGUGGGAACACGAGUCAGACCGUCACUCAGGCCCUGAAGGACUUGUAUUUACUGAAAAAGCCGAACGCUGUACUAUACAAGAAGAAGAACAUAACUCGUCCAUUUGAGAACUCCACGUCACUGGAAUUUUUCUCCAAGAAGUCAGACUGCUCCCUGUUUCUGUUUGGCUCCCACAACAAGAAACGACCCAACAACCUUAUAUUUGGUCGUCUCUUUGAUUUCCACGUGCUCGAUAUGAUUGAACUGGGAAUUGAGAAAUACGUUUCACUGGCAGAAAUAAAGGUCACUAAAUGUCCUGAGGGAACUAAACCCAUGCUGGUGUUUGCUGGUGAAGCUUUUAAUGCAGACGAGGAGCAUAGACGUCUGAAGAGUUUGCUCAUAGACUUCUUCAGAGGUCCCACGGUGUCUGCAGUGCGCCUGGCGGGUUUGGAACACGUUCUGCACUUCACAGCGUUGGACGGUAAAAUCUACAUGCGUAGCUACAGGUGUCUGUUGAAGAAGUCUGGCUGCCGGACGCCGCGGAUCGAACUGGAAGAGAUGGGGCCGUCUUUCGACUUCGUGAUAAGGCGGACACACCUGGCUUCAGACGACCUCUACAAGACGGCUCAUAAACAGCCCAAAGCUCUGAAGCCCAAGAAGAAGAAGAACAUUUCCCAUGAUGCUUUUGGCACCAAGUUUGGCCGAGUGCACAUGCAGAAGCAGGAUCUAUCGAAACUGCAGACGCGCAAGAUGAAGGGCCUGAGGAAGAGGAAAGUCGAGACAGUCACAGGGGAGGAGGGUGCAGGAACACCCAAAGUGUCAAAGGUAGAGCGCUGAGGUCGGCGCCGGGCCGAGAGUGCCAUUUGAGCUUGCUGUGCGAGCAUCGACCACGCUGUGAGACUGUUUGAGGAGCAGACAUGUCGCCGCCAAGAAAGCAGCAUCUACUUUAAUGAAUGUAAAAAUUCUUCAGUUUGGUCUUUUUCUUAACCUGCAGAGACUCGAUGGUAAACAGGAGGAAUGUGAAGAACUGUUCAGAGUGUUUUGUGUAAAAUCAACCAAAAUACACUCAUGUUAAAUGAAAUAAAACUUCUGAAGAGCU
Molecule: messenger RNA, 1281 nt
Organism: Thalassophryne amazonica
Lineage: Eukaryota; Metazoa; Chordata; Actinopteri; Batrachoidiformes; Batrachoididae
Gene: rpf2
Product: ribosome production factor 2 homolog
Exons: 10
Coding region: 93-1019 (308 amino acids)
Biological process (GO): maturation of LSU-rRNA from tricistronic rRNA transcript (SSU-rRNA, 5.8S rRNA, LSU-rRNA); ribosomal large subunit assembly
Cellular component (GO): nucleolus
Molecular function (GO): rRNA binding
Source: RefSeq, a predicted model, not a curated record